Thyridium curvatum is the source of this 2490-nucleotide messenger RNA. RefSeq lists its product as uncharacterized. Lineage: Eukaryota; Fungi; Ascomycota; Sordariomycetes; Thyridiales; Thyridiaceae. Gene Ontology annotation, molecular function: zinc ion binding; RNA binding. The record is from RefSeq and is a predicted model, not a curated record. The transcript is spliced from 9 exons. Bases 1 to 2490 code for a protein of 829 amino acids.
AUGGCUGACAAAUCCGACAUCCACCUCUACACGACGGGCACGCCCAACGGCAUCAAGGCGUCCAUCAUGCUCGAGGAGCUGGGCCUGCCGUACGAGGUGACGGCGAUCCAGCUGGGCAAGAACACGCAGAAGGAGGACUGGUUCCUCGAGAUCAACCCCAACGGGCGCAUCCCGGCCAUGACCGACACGCUCAACGGCAAGAAGAUCCGCCUGUUUGAGAGCGGCUCGAUCCUGCAGUACCUCGUCGACCGGUACGACAAGGACCACAAGUUCUCGUACCCCGCGGGCACCGAGGAGUACUAUGAGACCAACAACUGGCUCCACUGGCAGAUGGGCGGUCUUGGCCCCAUGCAGGGACAGGCGAACCACUUUACGAGAUACGCCCCUGAGAAGAUCGAGUACGGCAUCAACAGGUACCAGAACGAGACCAGGCGCCUCUACCGCACCCUCGACACACACCUGGCCAAGUCCAAGUCCGGCUUCAUUGUCGGAGACCGCCUGACUAUUGCCGACGUCGCCUGCUGGGGCUGGGUUGCUGCAGCUAGCUGGGCUGGCAUCAACAUCGACGAGUUCCCGAGCCUCAAGAACUGGCUGUACAAGUUGAAGGAGCGCCCUGGCUUCGAGAAGGGCCGCAACGUCCCGACGAGGCACACUGCUUUUGACAAGCUGACCAAGGAAGAGAUUGAGAAGAGGGAGCAAGAGUCUCGCGCCUGGGUGCAGUCUGGCAUGCAGGCUGAUGCCAAGAAUCUGUCCAAGAUGGCUUGGCGAAACCAAGGGAUCACCGGAUCCAACAACAUUCCCCUGGGCAAGACGCGCCGCUUUGGUGGCGACGCCGAACCUGCAGAGGACCGCGACAGCCAGCCGAAUGGCUUUUCCAACGGCGAUCGCGAGUUGAAGCGCGGUCGCAGCCCCGAACCCCGAACCGAGAACGAUGGCCCUCGCCGCCGCAAGAAGCGCAACCGUUGGGGUGAUGCGUCUGAGAACAAGGCCGCCGGCCUCAUGGGUCUGCCCACUGCCAUUGUCGCCAACAUGACCAGCGAACAGCUUGAGGCCUACACCCUGCAUCUUCGCAUCGAGGAGAUCAGCCAGAAGCUGAAGAUCGAUGACGUUGUUCCCGCCGAUGGCGACCGAUCUCCCUCACCCGCGCCCCAGUACGACAAUCAUGGUCGACGUGUCAACACGAGGGAGUACAGAUACCGAAAGCGCCUCGAGGACGAACGCCACAAGCUCAUCGAGAAGGCGAUGAAAAUCAUUCCUAACUACCACCCACCUCAGGACUACAGACGGCCCACCAAGACCCAGGAGAAGGUCUACGUGCCGGUUAAUGACUACCCGGAGAUUAACUUCAUUGGAUUACUUAUCGGUCCCCGUGGUAACACCCUGAAGAAGAUGGAGUCGGAGUCGGGCGCCAAGAUUGCCAUUCGUGGCAAAGGCUCCGUCAAGGAGGGUAAAGGACGCUCAGAUGCCGCUCAUUCCAGCAACCAGGAGGAGGACUUGCACUGCCUUAUCAUGGCAGACACCGAGGAGAAGGUGAACAAGGCCAAGAAGCUCAUCCACAACGUUAUUGAGACUGCCGCUUCCAUCCCCGAAGGCCAGAACGAGCUGAAGCGCAACCAGCUUCGUGAGCUCGCUGCCCUCAACGGUACUCUUCGUGACGACGAGAACCAGGCUUGCCAGAACUGUGGUCAGAUCGGUCACCGCAAAUACGACUGCCCCGAGCGCCAGAACUACACUGCCAACAUCAUCUGCCGUGUCUGUGGUAACGCUGGUCAUAUGGCCCGUGAUUGCCCUGACCGGCAGAGAGGUGCAAGCUGGCGCAACGAUGGACCGGGUGGCCGACCUCCUGCAGGCCGCAUUGGUGGCGGCGGUGAUGCCGUUGACCGCGAGUACGAGCAACUCAUGCAAGAGAUCGGCGGCGGUUCUGGUGGCCCGCCUGCCCGUAUCGAAGCCGGACCUGGUUCGUACAACAACGGCGGUGGCGAGGCGAAGCCUUGGCAACGUGGUCCCACCGGCGGCCCUGCCCCCUGGCGUCGCGGCCCUGAUCGCGACGGUGAGGGCGGUGGUGGCGGAUCUGGCGGCCCUGCUCCUUGGGCUCGUGACCGCAACAACCGCAACAACGACGACCGACGCGAUGACUACUACGGCGGCGGUCAGAACAACUAUGGCGGAGCCGCCGCUCCUAGCGGUGCUGCUCCUCCUUGGCAACAGAGUGCUCCCGGUGCUCAGCCUGGCGGCUACCCUGGCUAUCCGGGCUACGGUGGAUACGGCGCACCUCCCGGCAUGGGUGCUCCCCCUGGCCUUCCCGGAGCGCCUGGUGCUGCUGGCCUCGGCGCCCCUCCAGGCAUUCCUGGCAACCUCAAUGCGCUCAUUGCUCAGUACUCUGGUGGUGCUGCCGGCGCUCCUCCGCCGCCGCCUCCUCCCCCCUCCGGCGACGCGCCCCCGCCUCCACCCAGCGACCAACCCCCACCGCCUCCUCCUCCCGGAGCUUGA